Seriola aureovittata is the source of this 2818-nucleotide messenger RNA. Its product is annotated as lymphotoxin-alpha-like. The record is from RefSeq and is a predicted model, not a curated record. The transcript is spliced from 4 exons. NCBI's taxonomy places the organism in Eukaryota, Metazoa, Chordata, Actinopteri, Carangiformes, Carangidae. Gene Ontology annotation, molecular function: tumor necrosis factor receptor binding. Gene Ontology annotation, cellular component: membrane. Gene Ontology annotation, biological process: immune response. Bases 359 to 1066 code for a protein of 235 amino acids.
UGAUUUCAGUCAUUAACCCUGUGUUUCUGUGUCAGUGGCAAUGGUGUGGCUCUCUCCCCUCUCAGUCUAUACCGGGGUUGAUCCUAGCAGCAGGGCUCAGACAGUGGGGCCAUGCUGUGAUAUGGGGCAGUCAAAACUGGACUGGGAGAACAGCAGCUCUGUCGCGGGACAUAUUGCGUCUUAUGCUGAUGAACCGCUUUGCAGUCCUUGGACCUACUAACCUCAGAAAGAAGAAGUUGGCGUUAGAGUCUCGAAACGCGGUGUUAAAUCGUGACAAACCUCAGACCUGCGGUUUUCAACGUGGGCGAACCCGCGCUGAUAAAUGGAAACGGUGAUCCUCGAGUGAGAAAACAGCGGUAUGGACGACGACGGCUACUCCGUGGGGGAGGCAGGACUCUAUCUGCACAACACCUCGAUCCAACUCAUCCGCAGAAAAGAGACGCGGUUACUGCGAAUGGUUCAGCUUUUAACCGUGGUGGUCCUGCUACUGAGUUCAGCAGCUGUGGCUUUACUUGUUGUACUGGGAGGGCGAGGUCCCGAGUCACUGCACGACCAGCUCAUGAAGCAGCCGGACAGCCAAUCAUCAGGAAUCAGCGACAAACAGCAGCAACUUUCAGGCUUGGAGAAUCCAAGCGCAUUGCUAACAGCUCCAUUUGAGAAAAACACUGAUGGGAAAUACCUUCUAUGGGAAAGUAAGAUAGGAAACGCCCACUGUCACGGAGGCUUCAACUACUCAAGUGGGAACCUUGUGGUGCCCAGGAACGGCGUCUACAGAGUCUUCCUGCAGAUCACCUACGAGGGUGAGCGUGGCCCUGAGUGCUCGGGUGAAGAGGUACUCAGUAACAUCGUGUACUGGAUCAGAGACAGUUACGGUGGGGAAAGGCCUCUGCUGUCAGCAGUGGACACAGUGAGCUGCAGGAUGAAGCACUGGAGUAAAUCCCUAUACACAGCCGGCUCCUUUCUCCUGGAGGCUAACAGCAGACUACGUGUGAAUUCAACACACCCUCAGCUGAUCGCUAACAAUGAAUACCAGGUGUUCUUCGGUGCUGAACUCCUGCCUCAGUGACCAGGUCAGACAGUCACAAACACCUGAGUCCACCCUGAGGUUGAUGCUCCCUCCACUCCAUGAAAACCUCAGGGAAGAAACCAGUGUAAGCUGCUGGUAUCUGCUUGACUGCAGAUUUGAUUGAUGUCACUGAUGUUAUCACGCUAUCCACAAGAGAACAUCCCUAACAUGAGAAAGAAGCAUUUUGUCAGAAACAAUCAGUCGUUUGAAUGAAGCAUCUAUUUUUGAAAAAAGUUGUUGUUUAAUCAAGAAAAAAAUUAUUCUUCUGUUUUAUAUCGUCAAAUGAAUAGGAUUCUAAUUUACAACUGAGUGUGAUUUGGACAAUUUGGAGAUACGAGCUUGUGCUCUGGCUGGAGGAUAGAUAAACAGCUAUUAGAUUUUAAUAUACCUUGUUUACAAGUGAAAAGUUCAUAGGUCACCUUAAAGUAUUAAGAUUGAUUCCACAGGAAAACCAGUGUCAGUUUGGUCUUGCUCCAAAAUGCUGGAAACUUUGACAUAUGGAUUGAGUGUGGUUUUUUUCUGCUGUGCUGGAGCAAGCAUUUCUUCAUAGGAAAGAGAAUAAAUGACUCCAAAUGCAGUCAUUAAAACAUGUUGCGUUCCUGACACAUGCAUGUAAGCACACAUCGUCUCAACCCUAAAUAUCCAUCUGACUUCAGAAGCUUUCAGCAGCAACAAGACAUUUUAGUUUGUUGUUUCAUCUUUGAAAGGAUUAAUAAUUUAAUGAUUAAUCAUUUGUAAGGCAUUUUCCACUGUUGUAACCACUUGUUGAGACAGAGACAGUGUUGGACCGACUUCAAAGCCAGAGGAUAGAGUUAGAGGGUCUAGAGUAAUGAGCAGACAGAUAAUUGGUCAGAUGUGAUGACGAAGUUUUGAAGUGGAAAAGCAGAAGUGAGAGGGAGGACUAAAGUCAGACUGGGUAGGCCUAGAGCUGUAGAAUCUAAAGGGUCGCAGACAUUGGUGUAACACUUAGUAUUAUUAUUACUAUUUAUUAUUAUUAUUGUUAAGAGAAGUCAAGUAAUUGGAUGUUUUUAUUUUUUCCCACAAGCAUCUGAAUGUGAUCAGCACUGUACUGUGAUUUAUCAUCAUCAUCAUCAUCAUCAUUAUUGGAAUUUGAAUGAAUGGUCCAGAGGAAGUGUGUUGGCCUCUUCAAGCCAUAAAAGGCUGAAUAACUCUGUUGUUUGUACAUUCUUCAUUGUGUUGCUAUAGUGAGCUCAGUGUGUUUGAUAAGGGAAAUUUGACAAGUAGUAAACAUUGAGUAUUUACGGGCAGACUGUAAACCACACCCACACAGUCCUGCUGCCAUGGCCACAAUUUUGUGGUGUGUCUAAUCAAGUAGUAAAUGUGAAAAAUGACUUUCACCAACGCACCAAACCAAAUGCCUCCAACAAGAGAGUUAGAUUUCUACUGUCAGUGUGAAUGACACUCAUAUCUGUUGUGAAACUUACCUGUUAAAAUAGAAGAUGCUGGAAAGUGUGGGGAGCUGUCAAUGUCUCAGAGCUGGUGUCAUGUCUGACUCAGGGUGCUACAGAAAUCAAUGUGAUGAGGGAUUGUGCUCAGUUUGUGUGUGAAUGAAUUUGACUUUUUUCACAAUGGGGUUUGUUUGUAAGCUGAUAAAAAAUAUAUGGAAAAGGGUUUUUCUCUCUUUUUGUAACAUGAAUGUGCUGCUGUAUGUACGCUCAUAUAAAGCUAUUUAUCAAGACUAACAAUUUGUUUUCUUCCUGUUGUUUUGUCUUAAUUAAAUUAUUCAAUUCA